Messenger RNA from Trypanosoma grayi, 915 nucleotides. RefSeq lists its product as hypothetical. The record is from RefSeq and is a predicted model, not a curated record. The transcript has a single exon. The annotation marks the transcript as partial. Lineage: Eukaryota; Euglenozoa; Kinetoplastea; Trypanosomatida; Trypanosomatidae.
AUGUUGUUCACUGUUACCCCUCCGCCCAGUGAUGGAGCUGCGGCGGCCACCGCAGCAACGGUAGACGAGUUCACCACCACAGGCAACACACUCACGCAGCUACAGAAUUUCUUUGAGCAUCACACCUUUGACACUGCUGGCCCGUACUCGGACCUCUUCUCUGUGUUGCUUUCGUGCUGCAAGCAUCUUGUGGACACAAACCUCCACCACCACGCGGUCCUCUCGAACCAAAAGCACGAGGUUGGCCGACUGUCCUCCGAGACAGAAGCCUUGUGUGACGUGGCAGCCCGCUGCCAAGAAGGAAUCCGCGAGCUGAAGUCAUCUUCUUUGGAUCCUCGCUUAGUGGAGCGAAGGAUUCAAAGCCCUUCUCCUCCAGUGUCGGCGGUGACGGAAACAGCAGCAGCGGCGGCGGCUGCCCAUAACGCUGAUAUUGAACUCCUUCGUGGGCGUUUAGAUGAAGUUUAUGGGCAUGUGCGCGAAUCGCAAGCUUCUGUGCGUGAAACACGUCUCCGCCAAGCGGAUUUAGAGCGGCAGAGUGCUGACGAGCGUCGACGGCAGCAACAGGCGGAGGAGCAGUUCCGCCAUUUAGAAGAGGAUGUGGCGAAGCUGAAACGUGGCGUUUCUGCCCACGCCGAUUAUGUUGACGGCGAAGUAGCAGCAAUGAGGAAUACAGCGGCCUCCUCCUCUACGGAUCGUGGGCCUGCGCUCAAAUCAUACACUGACAAGAAGAUAAAGGCGCUGAGGAACGAGUUGUGCAUUGCUCUGCAGGAGGCUGUUUUGGCGGAGGAUGUGGUCGGGCCCUCGGCGCCCGCUGCACGCUCUCCGCGGCGGUCUGCUCGCGCCGCUGCGCCGACGGCUGCCAGGCGGGUGGCAGAGAGGGGUGGCGGCGACGACAAUGACAACGACGACGACGAC